AAAAAAUGAUGUAAAUCUCUUCGAAUCAAGCACUUCUAUGAUGCUAGAUUCCUUUUCAUUUGGUUAUUUGAGAUAUAACACCCAUAAGAAUCGUUUAUGUACCAUAAAAAAGGUGAAGGAAGUGAUUCUGCAGUGUCUAAUUAAUAACGGAAAAGCAACUAUUACUUUUUUUUAAGGAAAAGGACCAAUUUAUGUUUAAAUAAUGAACAUAAAUCGGGAUAAAUGAGUUAGGCUGUGUUGAAUAAUACAAAGUCAAGUUGCAGUAAAGAAUUGAAGGUUUAGGAUGCCUCCAAAGGUGAUUUAUUCAAAAUCCUUUUUAACCCAACUGAAACGCUGCGACUCGUAAGAUUAGAUGGAGUGUUUUUUAAAGGAUUAAGUGAAAUAACCCAAAAAGAAAAUCAAAAAUGAGAUUUUAAAAUUAUCUGUUUAAUAAUUUAGUCUUAAAAAUGGAGUGUAAAGUGGUUCGAGCCCCUAAUUUAAAGCGAGGGAAAACCGAGGACAGAAUUACCGAUAGGAUUAAAUUAGAAAAAGUAUUGGGAGUGACGGUUUCGAGUAAUUCAGCGCUUCAUUCGAGUCCAAACGGAGAUCUUAUUGCAUAUCCGGCCGGGUGCACUGUGGUUUUAUUUAACACCCAAACCGGCGAACAAAACCAUAUCGUCAACACCAAUCGGAAAAGCAUCACAUCUUUAGCGUUUUCAUCUUGCGGACGAUAUUUAGUAACAGGUGAAUUUGGUCACCAACCAGCCGUCCGAGUAUGGGAUUUACAAAGCGACCCUCAAUCGACCCAACCGGGACUUUUCCCGCAACCUCAACAAAUCGCCGAAUUUCAAUCGCACAAAUACGGAAUAUGCUGCGUGGCGUUCUCGCCGUCGAACAAAUUCGUCGUUUCAAUCGGCACGCAACACGAUAUGAUCGUAAACGUGUGGGACUGGCGGAACAACGUCAAAGUGGCCAGCAACAAAGUCAGCAUGAAGGUAAAGGCGCUCGCUUUCGCCGAAAACGGGAGUUAUUUCGUCACAGUGGGUAAUCGGCACGUCAAGUUUUGGUUCCUCGAGUAUGGAAAGGCUAAAUACACGGAGGCGGUGCCGUUAAUGGGACGCUCCGCGAUUUUGGGGGUCCAAAGGAAUAAUUAUUUUUGUGAUGUCGCGUGCGGGAGGGGACAAUGUGGUGAUAGUACAUAUGCGGUUACCAGGUCCGGAUUACUUUGCGAGUUUAAUAAUAGAAGACUGCUUGAUAAAUGGGUAGAGUUAAGGACAACUAGUGCCAAUUGUAUUGUGAUAGGUGAAAAAUACAUUUUUGUUGGUUGUGCUGAAGGAAUCGUGAGAUGUUUUGACCCGAUUACGCUUCAUUUUGUUACUACUCUUCCAAGGACUCAUUAUUUAGGAGUCGAUGUUAGUUCUGGUUUGGCAAUCCAACACAUGUCUUCCCCACCUUCUGAGGCGAAAUACCCCGAUACAAUAGCAGCGACUUACGAUGAAACCAACAAUAAAUUAACUUGCAUUUACAACGAUCACUCGAUUUAUAUUUGGGAUGUCCACAAUAUUAGACGUGUGGGGAAAUCGCAUUCUUUCUUGUUUCAUUCCGCGUGCAUUUGGGGCGUGGAGAUGGCCCCACCGAGUGGGGGGGCUUUACCACCGGGCAGUUUUUUAAGUUGUAGUUCAGAUGACACGAUUCGUCUUUGGACGUUAGAUAAACUCACGCAAAACACGUCCCGGGGGAUUUACCAAGGAAAUAUUUAUAGCGAUGAAUUGUUAAAAUCCGUCUACAUUGAUGAUGAAUUAACCUUUUUGAAAGACACCGAUUUAUCCCAAACGAACGUAUCAACCCCGGCUGAUAAAACGGAGACCAAUACAUCAUACGAUAGCAGAAAUGGCGUUCGUUGCGUUAAAUUAAGCCCAGAUGGGAAACACUUAGCGAGUGGGGAUCGCGCCGGAAACAUCCACAUCCACGAAACUGGAAAUAUGAAAGAAAUCUUAAAAAUCGAAGCCCACGACGCUGAAGUACUUUGUUUAGAGUAUUCAUCCUCAGAGUAUUCCGACCACAAAUUGUUAGUGAGCGCAAGUCGAGACCGUUUAAUUCACGUAUUCGAUGUAUCAAACAACUACGCUUUUUUACAAACCCUCGAUGAUCACUCAUCAUCAAUAACAGCGGUGCGAUUAUUAAACAGCCCGGAUGGAUCGUUACAGAUGGUUUCGUGUGGUGCCGAUAAAUGUUUAAUUUUUCGCUCGCUUGGUGGGACCCCGAAUGGGAGUGCUCAAUUCACCCGUGGUAAUAACGCAACCGGAAAAGCGACCUUGUACGAUAUGGAAGUCGAUUCGGGGCAAAAACACGUCAUAACGGCGUGUCAAGAUCGAAACGUGCGCGUUUACAGCGUUGCAACGGGAAAACACACGAAAAGUUUUAAAGGGAGUACCGGUGAUGAAGGCACGUUAAUUAAGGUGGCUUUAGAUCGAUCGGGAAUUUAUUUAGCAACAUCUUGUACUGAUAAAUCGCUGAGCGUUUAUGAUUAUUACACCGGUGAAUGUAUGGCUACGAUGUGUGGUCAUUCUGAGUUAGCCACUGGGUUAAGGUUUACCAAUGAUUGUAAAAGACUGAUUUCUGCGAGUGGGGAUGGUUGUAUAUUCGUAUGGAAAGUUCCUCAUGAUAUGGUUGUUACGAUGCAUGCUAGGCUCAGCCAACAAGCGAUGAGGCAAGGGAAAGCAUUAGAUUCCGAUAUUUUUAGUGAUGGGGGGCAAAGUUCCGAAUUAUACGAAAGUGGAAUAGAUAAUUACAGAUUUAGCGUAGGACAAUUACCUCAAUGGGCUCGAAAACGCAUCCCGGAAGUGACGAGCACCCCUGCUUCUCCCUACAAAGUGGCGCCACCUAAAGGGCGUUGGGCGCAACGAGCCGAAGAAAACAUUUUGACGUUUUAUUCCGCUAAUAGCGUUAUUUCUUUCAGCUCAAUUGGAGAUCGAAGAGUCGAUUCGGACGGUUCAAAAGAUAGCUCGUUAGAUAGCGGCACAGAAUCGAGACAAUACCGCGACGAUUUCAAACAAACCCCACAAACGAACAUAACCUCAAAUUCUCCAUCAUCUCGUCUUCCUUCGUCGGAAAGGACGCGGAUUCUCACCGAUGAUAGCGCUUUGGGGUCGUUAGGGCGCGAUCCCGAUACUGAAUCGACAGCGCAUGAUGCUGAUAUUGACUCGGAUCAUGAAUAUAAUCGGCAUCAGCGGCACCAUCAUCAUCAACCGCUUUAUUAUCCGUCCCAAAUUGAUUCUGCGAGUGGGAGUGAAUUCACCGUUACGAAUAUUGACGCGGAUGAGUUGCGGAAAUCAGUGAGAAAAUCGAAAAGGAAUUUCCCAUUGAUUCCGUUAGCGGUUCAACAACCAACUUCGAUUUCCGGAAGUCAAGAAUCCGAUGAUGAUGACGACGAGGCUUCAACUCCGAGCGGUGAAAACACCGAUAGAAAUCCGAUGUCUUUCUUAUCGGUUAGUUCGGAAUCGUUGGAUCAAUUAAGUAAUCGUGAAAAAUAUUUGCAAUCAACGUUCGAGAGUUUAAGUGGUGUUGAGACGAUGGAGGCUUCAACCCCUGGAUUGAAUAAAUCCUCAAUUUCCUCUCAGUAUCACACGAGAUUGGGGGCGACCACGACGCAAUUGCGGAAUAUAAACGUUAUUAAUGCGACGAGGCAAGCGAAAAACGACCCGGACACUUUAAAAAAAAGGGAGGAGUUAUCGAAAAUGAUUGCCGACACCAAAAAGAAAUUAGCUAACGUGGGUCAUAACAGCCCGUUGAAAUAUAGUAAAUCGAUUCACGAUCUUUCCCACAUUCCGGAACGUGAUAAAUGGGGUAGUCCUAAUGGAUCAUUAUCGCGGGGUGACAUCCAAAGUCCUAAAUCAGGUACGGAACAACAGAGUUGCCAAUUUCUUCGUCCACCCGAAAUCAUAAACUGUAAGGAUUUUCCUUACACGAUCACAGACACGGAUUCGACGGAGCUGCAACCGUGCGGCUGUCACCACCUUAACCAAAACCCAUUAUUAUCCAUUACUAACAUAACAACGCCAUCUAAUAACGCAAAUAACAAUAACACAGAUAAUUUAGUUAAUAAUAGUUUGGUUUUAAGUGAUAUAUUAAAUAAAAGUCCCGAAAGGAAUGUUAAAAAUUUAGCCGCGAUGAUAAAACCGAGAAAGUUACAACUCGAUAAAACUUUGGUUAAAUACAAAAUGCAUAAAAGCUUACCCGUUUCCCCGGUAAACGAAGAGGUGAGUUUUUCCGAUUUUAUCGAUAAAGAUAAGGGCCCAAGAAAAUCAUUCAGCUACUUCGUCGACUUUAAAGACGAAAAUGACACCGAUAAAGGUUUCCGAGAGAUUUGCGACGAUAUCGAACGAUUUAGUAAAGAUUUAAACUUAAACGUUGAGGAUGAUGAUAAUUUUAGCUCCGAUUCAUUAGAAGAGUGCAGCUUUAACAACACAAGCAAAAAAUCGAAGAGCUUAAUCCCUCCGAGGCGGUGCGUCUCGAAUAACGAAAUUUACAAAUACCAAAAAGAAUUGGAUUACACCGAGUUUUAUCACCACCACGAAUGCAAUUUACCAAAAAGUAAUAGCUUCUAUUUGAACCCGAGUAAUAAAAACUCGCAAGAUUCGAUUUUAUCCGAAGAAAAUUUUGAGGUUAUAAGUAAUAAAAGUUAUUGUAAUAGCCUCGAAAGCGUUUUAUCGAACGAUUCCGAUUGCAAAUCGGCCCCUUUAGAGGUUUUAUUUUCAUCUUAUCGCAAAAAUAAAAGCUCUCAGAGCGAAAUUAAUUUAAAACGAUCUCACACUUUUACAUCGAGCGAAUUUAACCUCAAAAAUGAAUUCAAUCAAAAACACGUCGAAACACAAACCGAUUUGCUAAACGAGGUUGUUUUUAUUAAAAAGUCUGUUAAAUCGCCGAUGAUGAGCGUCGAUUUCCAAAAAAAAUUGGAGAAAUUUGAGAAAAUUACGAAAAAUUUUAAUAAAAACGAAGAAGUUAAUAAGGGAGGUUAUGUUUACGAACGUGAAAUUAGCUCAAAACAAUGUCAAGUUGGUCUCAAUCAAUGCGAAGUUGGUUAUAAACAAGGUUACAUUAAUGAGAACAUAACCUCAAAAAGAAAUUCGCAAAAAGGGAUUUCUUUUGUGGUUGAAACUAAAUCGGGGCCGUCUAAAUCGAGGGAUAUAAUGCAUAUUCCAUCGUUGGAGUCGAAAAAUAAACAAUAUAAAAGUAAAUAUCGUAAUGUGUUGAAUAAUAAGCCGGAGAUGAAUUUGGAAAUUUUCGAGUCGAGUCUUGGUAAUCAAAAAUUUACAUUAACGAAUUUAAAUUUUGAGCGAAAUCGGAAUCAAAUACAAGAAACUUCCUCAUUGGAUCGCCAUUUAUUAUCGAAAGGUUUGUUUGAUGAUAAAAAGGUUUUUCAUAAGCCUCCAAAAGCGAUUCGGAGACACAGCUCGAAAACUCGAAAAAAAACCUACGAAUACAUCAAAAAAGAAGAUUUUUAUAAAAACAACAAAAAUAAUAACUUGGAGAAUUUAGCCCCUUCGAAUUCAUCGUCGGAACGAACUAUCGAGAUUAAUUAUAAAGAAAAAAACGUAGACAAAGAUUGCGAAAAUGGAAAUAAUUUUUUAUUAAAAUCAAAUAACUUCGAUUUUGAUUCUUUAGAGAAUAAUUUAAAUGUCGACGAGAAAUUUUACGACAGUUUGGAGACGAAAAAUUUGUGGGAUCACUCGGAAAAAGACAAAUUAAAGGUAAAUAAAAACGUGGUCCAAAUGAAUUCGUCUUCGAUCGAUCGGAUCCAAUCGGCACUCGAAAACAUUAAGAUUUUAAACGAAAUCCAAAAGAAAAUUCAAACGAUAAACGAUUUAGUUGAAUGUUUUAAGCAAAACGUUUCGAAGGGAAAAGUUCGGGCUUUAUCGAAUAUGUACGAAACGAUGAUGAGUAAUUCGAGGAGUUUGCAUAAUAAUUUAGGAGGUCCUCCGAAAGUGAGAAGGCGAAAUUUAAGCUUACCUAAUUUCGUUGAGCGAAGAUUAAAUCCAACGCCGAGUGAUAAAAAUCAAGUUUCAGGGAAACACCAAAAAAGUACUUCCGUUUCAUCAUCGAGAAUGACCGUUCAUGGAGCCGGUGGGGGUACGCAAAGCAUUAGUAACGGGAGGGGUUAUAAUAAAACGUUAAAUAUGGUUUCGAUGAUGAAAAGUAGCAGUACAAGUGCUUUGAAUCAGCCCCAAUCGGAUUCCGAGCCGGAGAUAAUCGCCGAAAAGAAAAUUUCAAGUAGGCUUAUGCGUCCCACUAUUAGUUCAUUAAAUAAAUUAGCUAAUAAAUCGACUAAUAACACACUUCAUCGCAAGAGGCACGCUCAUUCCGUUAUGAAUUUAAGCACUGUGGGGAAUGGGGACACCAGUUCGGAGGAUGAGGCGGCCAAAAUCGUGCAAAAACCCGUCGUUCCGCCACGAACUAGGAAUUUAUCGGAGUUGCGAAAAAAUUCUUCGGGAAAAGAUUCGGGGAAAAAUCUACGAAAAAAAUCGGUCGAGAUUCAAGACGAUUUAGAAACUACUUUAAUUGGGAUUGAUGUUGAAUCUCCUGAAAAAUUGGAUGUCUCUACAGCUCAAUUAUCAAAACAACUUUGUGAUAAAGUAGCAGAAUCAUUAACGAUAGCUGCGAAUAAUGUUGAAGAGCUUUAUCGAAGAUUAUGGGUUGAUUCAUCAUCAGAGGAGCCUCAACGGAAUGUAAAAAAAUCCGAUAUGGUAAAAAAUUUGGAACUAUCGAUUGCGAGGAUGCAAAAUGUGCUUCAAGAUGUAGCGUUAAAGCGGAUCCAAUUAAAUGUGACAACGAAUGGUUGCGGUGAGACGGUGAAUCAAACUGAGAAGAUUAUUGCGUUGAAAGAAUUGUUUUCGAAGGGUGUUAUGAACGAUCAAGAUGCUUUCGUGAAAGUAAUGCAGCAAUAUUCUGAUAUUUUGUUGACGAUGAUGCAUCAAAAGAUACAAAGUGAUUAAAAUGUUAUUGAAGAAUUGAGGUUAUGUCAUUCUGAGGAAUUGAAUGUGGAAUUAAUUGAAAGCGAGGACCUCUACUGCCAAAAAAAAGAAGUUAAUUUGUUAUGUUUUUUAUUAUUGAAAGUGAUUAUUUGUAUUUAUUCCAAGAAUUAGUUU
Molecule: messenger RNA, 7124 nt
Organism: Onthophagus taurus
Lineage: Eukaryota; Metazoa; Arthropoda; Insecta; Coleoptera; Scarabaeidae
Source: RefSeq, a predicted model, not a curated record